CCUGUGUUGAGGCAUUCCGCAUUCAGCCGACACGCCUCUCUCUCUCUCUCCGCUGCUGCUUGUGUCCUCCUCGCUCUCUCGCUAGUGUAGUCAACUCAAGUCGUCUCCCUCUCCCCAUUUCGCCAGCUUGGGGUUUGGAUUUCUCUCCGAAUUCCGAGCUCCGCCGCCUCCGCGUGCCCGAUUCCCCAACGGUCAACCCCUAAACCCUAGAUUUCCAUCCCGAUUUCGACCACCGGUGCUCGAAUUCCCCCGCAAUUUUGGCGCUGCCACUCCCCCCCUCGAUGGCGGCGCGGCCUGGGUUCGCGGCGGUGGGAUAGAGGUGCCGCCGGUAUGAUUGGGGCGCGGCCGAGCGCGAAGGCGAGCAUGAGCAGCAGAGGCGGCGGGGGUGGUGGCCGGGCCGGCAGGGUAGGCGGCGGUGGUGGCGGAGGAGCAGGAGGAGGAGGAGGAGGAGGAGGGGGAGGAGCAGCGGCGGCAGCAGCGGGUGGAGGAGGGGACUUCGGGAGGGCGGUGGCGAGGGCGGCGGUGGCGCGGAUGCUGGAGGCGGCUGGCUUCGUCUGCGCGCACCGCUCGGCGGUGGACGCGCUCGUCGACGUCCUCCUGCGGUACAUCUGCCAGCUCGGCCGUGCCGCCACGUUCCACGCCAACCUCGCCGGCCGCGCCGCCGCAAACGAGUGCGACGUCAUACAGUUCCUCGAGGAGUGCGGCGCGGCCUACUAUGGCUUCGCGGGGGCCGCCUCGGUUUCUGCCCGUUGCCUCGCCAACUCCGCCGUCGUCAAGGAUAUGGCCGUGUUUGUUGGCGCGUCCAAGGAAUCCCCGUUCGCGGGCCGGCCAUUGCCGAGGUUUCCGGUACAGCGUGUGCCGCUGCACUCGACGACGAGCUUUGCGGUCUUGGGUAGGGAGAGCGGGAUGAGCCAUGUCCCGGAAUGGCUCCCGGCCUUUCCGGAACCUCACACGUAUGUGAGGAGCGAGUUGUGGAGUGAGGAGGUGGCUAAGGCUGGGGCGGAUGAGGUGGAGCGGGCGCGGCAGCGGAGGAAAGCUGAGAAGUCGCUGCUCAGCCUGCAACGGCGUCUUGCUCUUGCAGGUGCCGACGGGUUCCGACCAGGAAUGCUGGUCGAUGAUGCAGUCAAAGCGAACGGACUAGAUGUGGUUGAGAGCAAGGCGAAUCCGUUUCAUGAGCGAGCUUUGCCUUAUGGGGAGAAGGCGGUGUCCGAGGUUACCAUGCCUGGUGUGGGGAAGACAUUCUCUGUUGUUGAGGCCUUCGCACCCGCAUUUGAAGAAUCAAAAGGUGGAGAAUUUGAUGAGGGUAUGGAUCAGGGCCAAAAUGAUAGUCAGACUCAGAAGAGGGUUGUUCCAAAAGAGAGGCCACCGGUGUAUUUUAGAAUUGGGAUUGAUAAGAAGUCAAUGGUGAUGGCACUGAAUUCGAGAGCUCUGGUUGAACUGAAGGAUCCCUGGUUCUUCAAGGAGGAUAAGGAGCAGAGGGCAGAGUUGAUACUAAGGGAAGCAAUGGAUAAUCCACAUGAACUUACUCAGCUUUAACGUUCCUGUAUGUUUGCAGUACCCACAGAGCUGCAUGGUGAAUUUUGGACUGGCUAAACUAGGGACUUUUCAAAUUCAUGUUGGAGCAGCAUUUGCCAAGAUCUUGAGAUAUGCUAUUGCUAUACUGAUGAAUCCAUGAUGCAACCUUCUCUCAGUUGGAGUGACCUGCUCUGAGUGGCGUGUUGAUGGAUUGAUUUGUGAUGAACACCAGUCCAAACUGUGGCACCAUCUUGCUUGUCAAACCUUCUUAUACAAGUUAAAAUUCCCAUUCUUGUUCUCCGGUGCUUUACUUGAUCACAGAAAUGGCAUAUCAAAAGGAACUGGUGCUGGUCAGCUCCAUCUGUAACUCUAUUUCUCCUAGCAAGCAGCGAUGUUCAUACUUCAACCAGGCUGACUCUACUAACUAAAAGCUCACAAAUAUACCGGAAGAACCUUGCAGUAACAAGCCUUUGCUGUACUCUGGUCAUUGGUUAACUAUUGUGUCUCAUUAGUUUGCUUUGUGGAUAUAUGUCAGCGGUUUGACAGAUCUCCUGAUGCUCUGUGGUGGUUGGCAGUCUCCAGCUACAUGGCCACUUUAUUGGCCAUCAGUUAUAUAUUAAUUGUUGUUAAAUUGCUGCGUUAGUUGCUUGGUUGCAACAACAUUGUAGUAGAUUUGUACCAUAUGAUUGAUGAUUCAUUUGGUACUGGGUGACCCUGUAGAUUAUCCCGGCCCUUCUGAAUUGCAAAUCAUACCUUUUCUGUAAACUGUAAAAAGCAAACAGUGACAGUUGUGAAGAACAGUUAUCCUCGCACUUUCGGCUGUGCAUUUGUUUUGCCUGGAUGCGACCUGGUACAGGCAUCCUGA
Molecule: messenger RNA, 2380 nt
Organism: Oryza sativa Japonica Group (Japanese rice)
Lineage: Eukaryota; Viridiplantae; Streptophyta; Magnoliopsida; Poales; Poaceae
Product: transcription initiation factor TFIID subunit 8
Cellular component (GO): transcription factor TFIID complex
Molecular function (GO): protein heterodimerization activity
Source: RefSeq, a predicted model, not a curated record